AUGAGGGACCGGCGCGACGUUGAUUACUGUCCCCCUGCUCUGACAGGAGGGCCAUACAUCACACAGUUCCACCUGUCUCUAGCUCCACAACCCAAGGCCUUGGGCCUGUCCAGCUCUCUCACACCCAGAGCUGGCGUGUUGCCGGAGCGCCAGUUUGGGACCCAGUUUGUGUGCAGUGUGGUGGCGUCUCACGUCAGCCACCAGGCCUCCUCCAGCUUCAGCUUCGUCUGGAUCGCCCCGCCGCCCGGAACCGGCUGUGUCAACUUCUUGGCCACCUCCACCCAUCGAGGGCAGAUCAUCUUCAAGGACGCUCUGGCCCAACAGCUCUGUGAGCAGGGAGCCCCCACUGAAUCCCCAUUGAGGCCCAGUCUUGCUGAGAUCCAUGGUAACCACGCCGUGCUGCGUGAUGACUUUGACUCUAACCUGCAAGGAGAACUGGACCCCAACAUCUGGGCUGAGUGCAGUACCUGUGAAGUGGGGGAGCAGUGUGGGGUUCUGAUGCAUGGGCGUGCCGUGACGUUCUGUGAACCCUUCGGAGAGAGAGCGCUGACCACCGUGCCUCUGAACACCAGCACUGCCUCCAUCCUUCAGUUUGCUCUGGGUUCUGGCUCCUGUCGCUUCAGUUACGCAGACCCCAGCAUCACCUUGUCGUUCAGCCUGAACAGCUCAGAUGACUGGAUCGUCCUGGAGAAGAUAAGAGCUCCGACUAACAGCAGUACGGUGGUCCACCUCCUGCCCCUGCCGGUCCCCUCCAGAGGGGAGGGGGUGCGUCUGCGCUGGUCUCAGGAGCCCCCCCAGGGCCCAGAGGGCUACGAGUCCUGCUGGGGCCUCGACAACAUCCUGCUGGUCAACGCUGCUCACAGACCCCCUCUCGUGGAGGACAACCUGGACCCCCCCAACACCGCCAACUGGCUCUUCUUCCCUGGAGCCACUGUGAAGCAUGCCUGUCAGUCAGAGGGCAAUGCUCUGUAUUUCCAUGGCGGCGAGGGGGUGGUCAACACCUUUGCCACCACCCAAGACAUCGACCUGCACCGCGAGGAGGGACGCAGCUACUGGGAGGAAGACUUUGAGAGCCCUCCCUCCAACUGGGACAUUGAGGGGGCUGUGUACGGUACUCAGUGUGGCGAGGUCGAGUCUGGCUCUGCCCUGGUCCUGGAGGGGGAGGGGCAGAGGAAGGUGUGCACCCCCUAUUUGGACACAACCUCCUUCGGCAACCUGAGAUUCUACUUCACCAUGGGAGGUGGAGGGUGUGACCCUGGGGAGUCCCACGAAAAUGAUGUCAUCCUGUUUGGGAGGUCUGAGGGCAGGAGGGAGCGCUUCAUACUGGACACCCUGCCCUACUCCUCCUACAGGACUCCAGGUGUUGUGUCAGUGGCGCUGCCCACUGAGCUGCAGACUCCGGUCACCCAGUUCUGCCUGGAGCAGCGUGCCCACGGCGGUGCCAGGCGCCACGUGUGGGCCCUGGACUUCAUGCAGCUGCUGCCCGUGUUACCUGGCACCCACACGCACGUGGCCCAGUUCUCCAUCAACCUGGGCUGCGGCUCCUACCAGCCCGCCAACAGCGUCAACCUGGAGUUCUCCACCAAUCACGGGCGUUCCUGGUCUCUGCUCCACACCGAGUGCCUCCCAGAGCUGUGUGCUGGACCCCAUCUGGCCCACAGCACCAUCUACUCCUCAGACAACUACAGCGGUUGGACCAGGAUCUCCAUCCCCCUGCCCAACGCAGCCCUGACGGAGACCACCCAGUUACGCUGGAGACAGUCGGGCAUGGGCACAGGCAACAUGUGGGCGAUAGACAAUGUGUACAUCGGGCCGUCCUGCCUGCGUUUCUGCUCCGGAAGAGGACACUGUUCUCGCACCGGCUGCAAAUGUGACCCCGGGUUCAGCGGGCCGGCGUGUGAGCUGGCGUCCCAGACCUUCCCGGCCUUCCUGUCCGAGGGCUUCUCCAGCCCCCGCCUGUCCUCCUAUCACAGCUUCUCAUCUCUGCGGGGCGCCGAGGUCAGCUUCGGCUGUGGCGUGCUGGCUAGCGGCAAGGCCCUGGUGUUCAACAGAGACAGCAGACGCCAUCUUGUCACCGCUCCUCUGGAUAGCUCCCAGGCCAGGUAUCUCCAGUUCACUCUGAGGCUGGGCAGUCGCAGCAUCCUGAGCUCCUGCCCCGCACCUGACCAGGCGGGGGAGGGCGUCUUGCUGCACUACUCCUCAGACAACGGCAUCACCUGGACAUUGCUGCAGCACUAUGCCUACCAGGGCUUCCACGAGCCCAGGAUUGUGUCUGUGGAGCUCCCCCCUGGAGCCCGUAAGUUUGGGGUUCAGUUCCGCUGGUGGCAGGCGUACCACUCUGGGCGCGGGCUGGACGUGUGGGCGCUUGACGAGAUCACCAUGACCUCAGUCCUGUUCAACACCAUCAGCCUGGACUUCAGCAACGUUCUGGACGUCACCCAGAGUCUGGGCUUCUACCUGGGCCACGUGCAGCCCUACUGCCAACACGACUGGACCCUCAGCUUCUCUGGGGAGCCCAGCCCUGGAUCCAGCCUGCGCUACGUGGAGACCCAGUCCAUGCAGAUUGGAGCGUCCUACAGCCUCCAGUUCUCAUUGGUCAUGGGCUGCGGACGAGAGCCCUCCCCCCACAUUGACACGCAGGUCCGGCUGGAGUUCUCCACCAAUCACGGGCUCACCUGGCAUCUGGUCAAGGAGGCCUGUCUGCCAGGCAUGCCAAGCUGCUCAGAGUUCACCGCUCCCAGCGUCUACCACCCGUCUGAGUUUAGAGACUGGAGACGCAUCACCCUGCCCCUGCCCCACAAGACAUGGUCAAGUGCCACCAGGUUCCGGUGGAUCCAGAACUACUAUGGGGAGCAGGAUGAAUGGGCUCUGGAUGACAUCUACAUAGGACAGCAGUGUCCUCACAUGUGUCACGGACACGGCUGGUGUGACCACGGACACUGCAGGUGUGACGAGGGCUUCUCUGGAACAGACUGCCAGCCCUCCUCCCCUCUGUCCUCCAGCGUCCUGUCGGACUUCGAGUCCCAGGAUGCACUGCUGGCCGCAUGGCAGGAAGUGAUAGGCGGAGAGGUGGUGACCCCUGACAUGGGCUGUGGGGUGGUGUCAUCCGGGUCCUCUCUGUACUUCAGCAAGGCUGGACUGAGGCAGCUCGUGAGCUGGGACCUGGACACAGAGUGGGCGGAGUUUGUGCAGUUCUACCUGCGCGUGGGCGGGGACUGGGCGGAGUGUAACCAUGCCGACAGCAGGGAGGAGGGCGUGCUGCUCCAGUACAGCAACGACGGCGGCAUCAGCUGGGGCCUCAUCGCCGAGAUGUAUUUCACUGACUUUACCAAGCCCCGGUUUGUCCACUACGAGCUCCCGCUGCCCUCCAAGACCCCGUCAACACGCUUCCGCUGGUGGCAGCCCCUCCACUCGGGCGAGGGCUACGACCAGUGGGCCAUCGACGACGUCAUCAUCCUGUCCGAGCGGGAGAAGCACAUCAUCCCCAUGGCUAACCCCACCCUCCCCCAGAACUUCUAUGAGAAGCCGGCAUUCGACUACCCCCUGAACCAGAUGAGCGUGUGGCUCAUGCUGGGGAACGAGGGCAUGGACCGCGAGAGCAACAGCAGCUUCUGUGCCCCCACGCCUUCCGCCAUGGUGUUCGGCCGCUCCGACGGGGACCGGGUGGCGGUGACCAGAGACUUGGCGCUGCGCACCGGCUACACCCUGCAGUUCAAGCUCAACAUCGGCUGCGAGGCCCAGUUCAGCGGGGCGGCCCCGGUCAUGCUGCAGUUCUCCCAUGACGCCGGGCGCUCCUGGGCCCUGGUGCGCGAGGGCUGCUACCCCGGGUCCCCCGGCCGGGGGGGCUGCGAGGGCAGCGGGCGGGAACUCAGGGGUCCCACCGUCUACCACACCGGAGACUACGAGCAGUGGACCAGGGUCACCGUGGUGAUACCGCGCAGCGUAGCCGCCAGUAAGACGCGGUUCCGCUGGUACCAAGAGAGCAGCGUGUACCGCGACGCCCCGCCCUUCGCCCUGGACGGGGUGUACAUCUCAGAGCCCUGCCCCAACCACUGUGGAGGACACGGAGACUGCAUCUCUGGAGUCUGCUUCUGUGACAUGGGCUACACAGUGGAACAGGACAGUUGCGUGCCGGCGACGGCCACUCCCACAGAGCUGGCGGAGGGCUUUGAUGGCAAGCUGAGCCCUCUGUGGCAGAGUCUGAGCGGGGUGGGGGUCAGCGGGGUCGGGGGCUGCGGCACCAUCAGCGAGGGCAAGGCCCUCUACUUCAGCAGCCCAGGGAGGAGGGAGGCCCGCACUGUCCCCCUCGACACCACCAACACCAGGCUGGUCCAGUUCUACAUCCGCAUCGGCAGCAAGAGCCUGGGCCCCACCUGCGCCCGGCCUCGCUCCCGGAACGAAGGGGUGCUGGUCCAGUUCUCCACCAACAACGGCGUGCAGUGGCAGUUCCUGAGGGAGUUGGACUUUGGCUCCUUCCUGGAGCCUCAGGUGGUCACCAUUGAGCUGCCGCCCCAAGCCAAGACGCCCUACACCGUGUUCCGCUGGUGGCAGCCACAGCAGGGUAAACACUCGGCCCAGUGGGCCCUGGACGACGUCCUGAUCGGCAUGAACGACAGCUCCAGGACGGGCUUCCAUGACAAGUUUGACGGCAGCUCCCCUCUCAGACACAACUGGUACCGCGUGCAGGGGGGCGAGGUGACCGUGGACUGCCUGUCCUUGGACACGGCCCUGACCUUCAACUCUGAGGCCAUCGACAAGAAGCCCCGCUACGCAGAGAGCUGGGACUUCGAGGUGUCCGGCUCCUCCUUCCUGCAGUUUGACCUGAGCAUGGGGUGCAGCAAGGCCCUGCAGUCGGCCACGCUGGCCCACGGCGUGAGGCUAGAGUUUUCCAGCGACUGCGGGCGCCGCUGGACGCUGCUCACGCCCGAGUGUGUGCCCCCCGCCAUCGGCUGUGCCGGCUACACUCAGAGCUCCAUCUACAUGUCCACCCAGUACAAGACCUGGAAGAGGAUCACCGUCUACCUGCCCAGCGCUGCCAAUUCUCCCAGAACCAGGUUCCGCUGGAUCCAGACCCACUUCACCCCCGGAGCGGAGGGCUGGGCUCUGGACAACGUGUUGCUGGCACCUGGGUGUCCCUGGAUGUGCUCUGGACACGGCCUCUGUGACAACGGGCGCUGUGUGUGUGACCGUGGUUACGGAGGGGCGCACUGCGUGCCGCUGGAGCCCCUGCCCUCCAUCCUGAGAGACGACUUUAACGAGAACCUGCAUGCGGAGCAGUGGCCUGAGGUGUACGGGGCGGAGCGGGGCACCCUGAGCGGAGAGCCCCUGAAGUCUGGCACCGCCCUCAUCUUCAAAGGGGAUGGUCUGCGUUUGCUGGUCUCUAGAGAUCUGGACUGCACCAGCACUCUGUACAUCCAGUUCUCCUUCAAAUUCAUCACCAAGGGUGUCCCAGAGCGCUCUCACUCAGUCCUCCUCCAGUACUCUGUGAACGGGGGGAUCAGCUGGCUGCUGCUGGAUGAGUUCUACUUCCCCACCUCCACCGACACCCUGUUCCUCCACCUAGCGCUGCCCGCCAGCGCCCAAACCAACGCCACCCGCUUCCGCCUCUGGCAGCCCUACAACAGCGGUAAGAAGGAGGAGGUCUGGGUGAUCGAUGACCUCAUCAUCGACGGCAGCUCCCUCCACAACCCUCCGGUGGUGUCGGACAGCUUCGAGGGAGGGCCCCAGGAGGGGAACUGGCUCUUCUACCCUGGAGGGAACACAGGCCUCUACUGUCCCUACCAGAAGAGUGGCCAGGAGGAGGACGAGUCUGCCAUGGUGUUUGUCUCCAGCGAGCCGGGGGAACACUCCAUCACCACCAGGGACAUCGACGUCAACGAGAACACCAUCAUCCAGUUUGAGAUCAACGUGGGCUGCACGGCGGACAGCUCCUCCGCCAACCCGGUGAGGCUGGAGUUCUCGCGAGACUUCGGGGCCACCUGGCACCUCCUGGUCCCGCUGUGCUCGGGCGGGCCCCAGCCCUCCUCCCUCUGCUCCACAGAGCUCCACCCUGCCAGCGUGUACUACCCCGGCACCACCCAGGGCUGGAGGAGGGAGGUCGUCCACUUUGGAAAGCUGCGGCUCUGCGGGUCCGUGAGAUUCCGCUGGUACCAGGGUUUCUACUCCAGCGGCUCCUCCCCCCCUACCUGGGCCCUGGACAACGUUUACAUCGGCCCCCAGUGCCAGGACAUGUGUAACGGGCACGGGGCGUGUGUGGGGGGCACCCACUGUGUGUGUGACCCGGGCUACUCAGGGCCCGACUGCUCCCUGCCAGACAUCCCCAACCCAGACUUCCUCAAGGAGGACUUCGAAGGAGGAGCAGUGGACGGGGAGCGCUUCAAGCUGCUGAGCGGAGGGAAGCCAUCCAGGAAGUGUGGCAUCAUGUCCAGUGGAAACCACCUGUUUUUCAGCGAGGACGGCCUGCGCAUGCUGGUCACCAGCGACAUGGACCUGUCCAACGCCAGGUUUGUCCAGUUCUUCCUGCGUCUGGGCUGUGGGAAGGCGUCUCCAGACCCGCGCUCCCAGCCCGUGCUCCUCCAGUUCUCCGUGGACGGCGGGCUGACCUGGGGCCUGCUCCAGGACUUCCUGUUCAGCAACAGCAGCAACCAGGCCCGUCUGGUUGCCCUGGAGAUCCCCCUGAGGGCGCGCACGACCUCCACGCGCCUGCGCUGGUGGCAGCCCUCAGAGAACGGUCACUUCUACAGCCCCUGGGUCAUCGACCAGGUGGUGGUGGGGGGCAGUGCCAGCGGCUGGGGGCCUCUGGAGGAUGACUUCUCCUCCAUGGACGGCCGCUCCUGGCUGCUCCACCCCGGCGGCACGCGCAUGCCCGUGUGCGGCUCCGACGGCCCCGCCUUCGCCUUCAUCGAGAAGUCCAACACGCGCUACGCCGUCACCACCGACAUCAGCCUGGGCCAGGAUGCUUUCAUCCAGUUCGACUUCUCAGCGUCCUGCUCCGUCACCAACUCCUGCUACUCCAUAGAGCUGGAGUACUCUCUGGAUCUGGGUCUGACUUGGCAGCCAGUGGUGAGAGACUGCUUGCCCACCAGUCCAGACUGCUCCUCCUACACCCUGCAGAAGCUGCUGGUGGCUGACACCUUCAACAAGUGGGGGAGGGUCACCCUGCCCAUCCCCAGUUACGCCAGGUCCCCGGCCACCAGGUUCCGCUGGUUCCAGCAGGCUCCGUUUGACAAGCAGCAGACCUGGGCUCUGGACAACCUCUACAUCGGAGACGGCUGCCCCGACAUGUGCUCUGGACACGGACGCUGCCAGCAGAGCACCUGCGUGUGUGACCCGGAGUGGGGCGGGGAGUACUGUGACGAGCCUGUGGUGCCCCUGCCCUCCCAGCUGAAGGACAGCUUCAGCAGGUCCCCCUCCCUCAGUCACUGGCACCUGGUGACCGGGGCCAAGCUGAGCACCGUGUGUGGAGCUGUGGCCUCUGGGGCGGCACUGCACUUCAGCGGGAGCUGCAGCCGGCAGCUGGUGACCGUGGAUCUGAACCUGACCAACGCUGAGUUCAUCCAGUUCUACUUCAUGUACGGCUGCAUGAUCCCCCCUAGCAACCGUAACCAGGGCGUGCUACUGGAGUUCAGUCUGAACGGAGGGAUCAACUGGAUCCUGCUGACGGAGAUCUUCUACGACCUCUACACCAAGCCAGGGUUCGUCAACGUGCUGCUGCCCCCUGCUGCCCGUCAGGAGGGCGUGCGCGUGCGCUGGUGGCAGCCCCAGCACGAGGGGGCGGACCACAGCGACUGGGCCCUGGACAACGUGCUGAUCGCCGGCUCCGACCCGCGGGCGCAGAUCUCAGACACCUUCGGAGGGGUGGCGCUGCCCAACCACGAGAGAGCGCCCUCUGACGGGACCACCACGGGCAGGACAGGGCUUGUCAGCGAGCUGGAGGACUCCCCCAUAGUGAGUGACCACUGGUUGUUCUCCGAGGACUGUUCGGUCCAGCGGUUCUGCAGCUCUCCGGACGGCGUGAUGGUGUGUGGCAGCGUGGACGGCCGGGAGGUGUACGCGGUCACACACGACAUCGUGCCGGACCGCGGCUGGGUCAUGCAGUUCAAGAUUGCGGUGGGCUGCACCGUUCCAGAGCGCCAUGUGGAUCACCAGGUGCACGUCCAGUACUCAGUGGACUUUGGAGUGACCUGGAAGUAUUUGGUGCCCCAGUGCCUGCCCGCCGACCCCCGCUGCGGGGGCCAGGUGUCCCAGCCCUCCGUCUUCUUCCCUGCCGGAGGCUGGAAGAGGGCUGUGUACCCCCUGCCCGAUAGCCUGGCAGACACGGCGGUGAGGUUCCGCUUCUACCAGCAGCACUCAGACAUCCAGUGGGCUGUGGAGAACUUCUACAUCGGCCCGGCGUGUGACGCACACUGCGGAGGGCAUGGGGACUGUCUGGACCAGCGCUGCCUCUGUGACCCUGGCUUCACCGGACCCAACUGCUACGCCAGCACAGCCCUCAAGGCCUCUCUGAAGGAGCGUUUCGACUGGGAAGGGGUGGCAGGCCCCCAGUGGCAGGUCCUGGAGGGGGGCCGUCCCUGCACAGACUGCGGUGUGCUGGUGGAGGGGACAGCGCUGUACUUUGGGGGAGCGGACGGCAGGCAGGCCGUCACCGUGGACCUGGACCUCCGGGGAGCCAAGUUUGUGGAGUACUGGGCCAGGAUAGGCAGUGAGGAUAACAUGACCAUGUGCCAUCGUCCGACCUGUCGGAAAGAGGGCGUGCUGCUCGACUACUCCACUGACGGAGGGGUGUCCUGGACGCUGCUCCACGAGAUGGACUAUCUGAAGUACGUGUCUGUGAGGAGAGACUACAUCGUGCUGCCAGAGGGGGCGCUGUCCAACGCCACGCGCCUGCGCUGGUGGCAGCCCUUCACCAUGUCCUCAGGCUUGGCUGCCCCCAGUCUGGAGCGCGCUCAGUGGGCCAUCGACAACAUCCUGGUGGGCGGGUCCGACAUCAACCCUUCCACCCUUCUGGACACUUUCGAUGAUGAGGGUGUUUCUCACGAGGAGAGCUGGAGUUUCUACCCCAACGCUGUGAGGACCGCAGGGUUCUGUGGGAACCCUUCCUUCCACCUGUACUGGCCCAACAAGAACCAGGAUAAGACCCACAACAUCCUGGCCACGCGCGAGCUCAUUGUGCAGCCUGGCUACAUCCUACAGUUCAAGAUUGUGGUGGGCUGUGAGGCAGACACUUGCGAUGAUCAUCAUUCUGUCCUGCUGCAGUACAGGAAGGAUGCCAGGUCUGACUCGUGGCAGUUGGUACAGUCCGAGUGCCUCCCGACCUCCAUCAACAACGUGGGCUGCUCCCCCUUCCAGUUCCAUGAGUCGACCAUCUACAGCCCAGUAAACAGCUCCAGCUGGACCCGAGUCACCGUGCAGCUGCCCGACCACGUGUCCUCUGGAGCCACGCAGUUCCGCUGGAUCCAGAAAGAGGGCAGCGGUGAGCGACACAGCUGGGGCGUGGACCACGUGUACAUCGGGGAGGCGUGUCCUGGCCUGUGCAGCGGCCACGGUUACUGCACCAGCGGGGCGGUUUGCAUCUGUGACGAGGGCCACCAAGGAGACGACUGCUCCCUGUCCAACAGCGACCUGCCCAGCUUUGUGAAGGACAACUUUGAGUCUGGCAGCGUGUCUGAGGAGAGCUGGCGCCUGGUCCAGGGCGGCGGCGUGGGCAGCGGCUGUGGUCAGCUCUCGCCCCACGCGCACGGAGACUCGCUGUACUUUAACGGCUGCAAGAUGAGGCAGGCUGUCACCAAGCCUCUGGAUCUCACCAGAGCCAGCAAGAUCAUGUUUGUGCUGCAGAUCGGGAGUGUGUCUCAGACAGACAGCUGUAAUGUAGCUCUAGACCAGGCCAACACCUUGGACCGCGCCGUGCUGCUCCAGUACAGCGUCAACAACGGGGUCAGCUGGCAUGUGAUCGCCCAGCACCAGCCUAAAGACUUCAUCAAAGCCCAGAGAGUCUCCUACAACAUCCCGCUAGAGGCGAGGGUCAAAGGGGUGGAGCUACGAUGGUGGCAGCCGCGUCAUGACGGAGCGGGGCACGACCAGUGGGCGCUCGACCACGUGGAAGUAGUUCUUGUCAGCACCCGUAAACAAAACUACAUGAUGAACUUUGCCAGACAGACCGGCCUGCGCCACUACUACAGCAGGAAGAGGCGGGCACUGCGACAGCGUGCCUAACCGUUCGCCAUCCGACCUGCCAAUCGACCCACCGCUACAUCCUGUCCCGCCCCCUGAUGACAUGCCUCUCAAGUCCCGCCGACCAGCCGAUUAUUCCAGUCAGCCUUAGACCCCCCCCCCAAGCCCCACCCAUUUAUUCCUCUGCCAGAAAACACGGGCCGCCCACUCAGUAUACGCUGCAGCCAAUCAAGGCCUUCCCAACCUCGUGAGUGACAGGAAGGAAGGAGACAACGAGCAACGUGGCGGCCAUUUUGUUUACUUUCCACGAACAUGUUCUGGGUUUUCUUAAUUAUUUUCUAAUUGUUGCUGUGGUUCUGAUGAUCCCUGUUCCAGUUGCAAGACCCCCCCUCUCCCCCCCCCCCGGCUAUUCUCUGGUCACCCCCCUUCCCCUAAAUCCCCCCCCACCACCACCACCACACUAUUCCUACCACACUGUGAAGUUCAGAGAAAUCACUGCUGACCCCGUCAAGACCCCGCUGGGCUGCCCAGGGAGAAGCUCCCUGACCCCCCCAGUACCCUAAGAGGAAGACGAGGAUGAUGAGGAUGAUGAGGAUAACAGUGAUGAAGAUGCUAAAAGAGUACUGUGUUCUUGCUGUUCUGUGUGUCUGUGGGUUCUUUUCGUGAUGAGUUGACUGUGCUGUUCCGUUCAUUCGUUUGUUGGUUUUCUACUAAUUCAUAUGGUUUUCUGGGUCGGGUUUACUUUUCUCGUUUAUCCGGGAUGGAUGCGGGUGAAAACCCUCCUCUGCAACAAGAAGGAAGAAAGGAACAAAGGAUCCGAAGGAAGGAAAAAAGAGAAAAAAAUAAGAAAAAAUCUAAAGACUGAACAAUUAUUUUGUUUGUUUUUUAUUAUUUUUAUAUAUGUUGGUUCCCGAAAUACAGAUAUUUAUGGUAAAUGGUUCUCCACGUAACCUAUUUAAGAUGCACUGUGCGUGAAAUCUGUAUGUUAUUUUCUAGUGUUAAGUUAUUAGGCAGUCGAGUCAGGCUCUGUGACUGCACCAUCCCCCCCCUCUCUCUCUCCUCCCUCCCCCCACCCUCUCUCUCCUCCCUCCCCCUUUUCUUGUGCUGUUACCCCCCUAACCUCUCUACUCUUCUCUCUCUCUCCCUGCUCAUUUCUGAUACCUGGAGAUUAGGCUCUAUCAGUGUUGUUUUUUAAAGUCUGUGUAAUAUGGACCCUCUCCCCUCAGUGUAACUUCCGUAUAGCAAUCUCCUGUAUAUAUAUGUAUAUCCACAAUGGGAAGACCCAGCAGCCUUAUUAAAGGGAAAUAAACAACUGUCCAAAUCUC
Molecule: messenger RNA, 11495 nt
Organism: Hypomesus transpacificus
Lineage: Eukaryota; Metazoa; Chordata; Actinopteri; Osmeriformes; Osmeridae
Gene: reln
Product: reelin
Exons: 64
Coding region: 1-10212 (3403 amino acids)
Biological process (GO): central nervous system development; neuron migration
Molecular function (GO): lipoprotein particle receptor binding
Source: RefSeq, a predicted model, not a curated record